Pelobates fuscus (common spadefoot toad) is the source of this 1777-nucleotide messenger RNA. RefSeq names its product ATPase H+ transporting V1 subunit B1 (gene ATP6V1B1). Gene Ontology annotation, cellular component: proton-transporting V-type ATPase, V1 domain. The record is from RefSeq and is a predicted model, not a curated record. Gene Ontology annotation, biological process: proton transmembrane transport; vacuolar acidification; ATP metabolic process. The transcript is spliced from 14 exons. Lineage: Eukaryota; Metazoa; Chordata; Amphibia; Anura; Pelobatidae. Bases 122 to 1663 code for a protein of 513 amino acids. Gene Ontology annotation, molecular function: ATP binding; proton-transporting ATPase activity, rotational mechanism.
ACACAGCACAGCCAGGGCAGGGCAGUCAUACCUGGAAUAAUCAAAACACGAGACUGGCCAGCCCCCUUCCUCACCUUGCUAUAAGAACCACAGACACCUUGACAGGGUCACAGCUCCAACCAUGGCGACUAAAGUGGACAUCAGGGUAAACAACCACCAAGCAAACUUGGCAGCAUCCAAGGAGCACGUGCUGGCAGUGACCCGAAAUUACAUUGCAGACCCCAGACUGUGUUAUCGGACAGUUUGCGGGGUCAAUGGACCAUUGGUUGUGUUGGACAAUGUGAAGUUUGCUCAGUAUGCUGAAAUAGUGAAAUUCACACUACCAGAUGGUACAGCCCGAAGCGGUCAAGUGCUGGAGGUUGUAGGAACAAAAGCUAUUGUUCAGGUGUUUGAAGGCACAUCUGGGAUUGAUGCCAAGAAAACAACUUGUGAGUUCACGGGAGACAUCCUCAGGACACCUGUUUCAGAAGACAUGCUGGGACGUGUCUUUAAUGGCUCCGGGAAACCUAUUGACCGAGGCCCUACAGUGAUGGCUGAAGACUUUCUUGACAUCAAUGGUCAACCUAUUAACCCGUACGGUCGAACCUACCCCGAAGAAAUGAUCCAGACUGGGAUCUCUCCUAUAGAUGUAAUGAACAGCAUUGCCAGGGGACAGAAAAUUCCCAUUUUUUCAGCUGCGGGACUGCCCCACAAUGAAAUUGCAGCUCAGAUCUGUAGACAAGCUGGACUGGUGAAGAAGUCCAAGGAUGUAAUGGAUUAUCACGACGACAACUUUGCCAUUGUUUUUGCGGCCAUGGGUGUGAACAUGGAGACUGCUCGAUUCUUCAAGUCAGACUUUGAAGAGAAUGGGUCAAUGGACAAUGUUUGCCUCUUCCUGAAUCUUGCUAACGAUCCAACAAUUGAAAGGAUCAUCACCCCCCGUCUUGCUCUGACUGAAGCAGAAUACUUGGCGUAUCAAUGUGAGAAGCACGUGUUGGUCAUCCUGACUGACAUGAGCUCCUACGCUGAGGCUCUACGUGAGGUUUCAGCGGCUCGAGAGGAAGUCCCGGGUAGACGUGGUUUCCCUGGGUACAUGUACACUGACUUGGCCACUAUCUACGAGCGAGCUGGGAGAGUGGAAGGUAGAAGUGGAUCCAUCACGCAGAUCCCUAUUCUUACCAUGCCCAAUGAUGAUAUUACUCACCCCAUUCCCGACUUGACUGGCUUCAUUACAGAAGGACAAAUUUAUGUAGACCGGCAGCUCCAUAACAGACAGAUCUAUCCUCCAAUCAACGUCCUGCCUUCUCUAUCCCGUCUCAUGAAGUCUGCCAUUGGAGAAGGUAUGACACGGAAAGACCACGGAGAUGUCUCCAACCAGCUGUAUGCCUGCUAUGCUAUUGGGAAGGAUGUCCAGGCAAUGAAAGCUGUGGUCGGUGAAGAAGCUUUGUCCUCUGAUGAUCUCCUCUACCUGGAGUUUCUGCAGAAGUUUGAGAAGCAGUUUAUUGCUCAAGGUGCUUAUGAUAAUCGAACAAUCUUUGAGUCGCUGGACAUUGGGUGGCAACUCCUGCGUAUCUUUCCCAAGGAACUGUUAAAGCGUAUUCCAGAGGCCAUGCUGAACGAGUUCUACCCUAGAGAAUCUAGAGCACCCUUGGGCGACAGUUCCUCCUCUGCCAAAAAACAGUAACUGCCCCAUAACAGGCCAGCAGAGUGUAUCUGCAAUAUCCAUAAACAUAAUAUUUAUUUUUAAAUGUGUACUUGUCUGGUUAUUAAAUGCUUUGAAAAUUUGAACAAUAUGAAA